GCACAUUUUGCCUAUUUUCUCUUUCUCUUUUUUGAUAAACACAACAUUAUUUUCUAUUUCUUUUUAUUUUUCUAAUUCCCAUCUGCAAUUUAAAACAACGCACUUUUACUGAAAAUGUCGAUUCAUUCGCUGUUCCACAAGGUGGCCGAACACCUAAAUCCUGUGCUGAAGAACUCAAAGUUCAAAGAGACUGGCGUGCUGACCCCCGAGGAGUUUGUCGCGGCAGGUGAUUAUCUGGUAUUCAAGUGCCCGACCUGGAGCUGGGAUAAGGGAUACCCCAACAAGCGCCGUGACUACCUGCCUGCUGACAAGCAGUUUUUGAUCACGCGCAAUGUGCCCUGCCUGCGCCGCGCUGAGCAUAUGGUGUUGCUUGAGCAAGUGGGCGACGACGGAUGGGUGUCCGCAUACGCUGGGCACAAGGGCGUCUCUGCACAGGACGAGGAUGACAUCGAGGAGAUUGGCGACAUCGAGGAUUCGGACGUCAAAGUCCCGACUGCCAGGGAAAUCGAGCGCCUGACCAAGGGCGUUGAGGAGGUCGAGAUCAACAACAGCGAGCAGGAUCUCGACACGCCGCUCGGCCAGGCUGCCGAGGAAGACGAGGGCGAUAUCGAGGACAUCCCCAGCGACAUUGACGAGAUCCCAGAUAUCGACGAGCUCGACGAGUUCGAGGCUCUGGAGGACAACGAUCCGGCCGCCAACACUGCCAGCACGUCCAAGAAGAGCGAUGCAGCAGCUGGUGAUGAUGAGGACAAGAUCCUGCGCACGCGCACGUACGACAUUAGCAUCACGUACGACAAGUACUACCAGACGCCACGUGUGUGGCUGUUUGGAUACGACGAGCGGGGCAAGCCACUCACCACCCGGCAGAUCUUUGAGGACAUUAGCGAGGAUCAUGCCAAGAAGACGGUGACUAUUGAGACACACCCCCAUCUGGCUGUGCAGCAGGCAUCUAUUCACCCGUGCAAGCACGCACAUGUGAUGAAGAAGAUCAUUGAGAGAGCUGUUGACAGCGGGCGGAGAGAGAUUCGUGUCGACCAAUAUCUGGUUAUCUUCCUCAAAUUCAUGAGCAGCGUGCUCCCAACCAUUGAGUAUGACAACACAAUGUCUACAGACAUCUAG
This is a messenger RNA of Kickxella alabastrina, 1119 nucleotides long. RefSeq names its product autophagocytosis associated protein. Lineage: Eukaryota; Fungi; Kickxellomycota; Kickxellomycetes; Kickxellales; Kickxellaceae. Bases 115 to 1119 code for a protein of 334 amino acids. The record is from RefSeq and is a predicted model, not a curated record. Gene Ontology annotation, cellular component: cytosol; cytoplasmic ubiquitin ligase complex. Gene Ontology annotation, biological process: autophagy of mitochondrion; nucleophagy; autophagosome assembly. Gene Ontology annotation, molecular function: Atg8-family ligase activity. The transcript has 4 exons.